This is a messenger RNA of Telopea speciosissima, 1204 nucleotides long. RefSeq lists its product as uncharacterized. Lineage: Eukaryota; Viridiplantae; Streptophyta; Magnoliopsida; Proteales; Proteaceae. The coding region runs from base 214 to 885 and encodes 223 amino acids. Gene Ontology annotation, cellular component: histone deacetylase complex. Gene Ontology annotation, molecular function: transcription coregulator activity; protein binding. The record is from RefSeq and is a predicted model, not a curated record. Gene Ontology annotation, biological process: regulation of DNA-templated transcription. The transcript is spliced from 6 exons.
CUCUCUCUCUCUCUCUCUGUGUUUUUUGUCCUCUGGGUUUCUUAAUGUCUUCUAGCUUUCUGAUGUUUCUGUUACUGAAGAAUUUCGAUUACGGGGUUUUCAAUGCAUGAUCCUGCGAUUUCAUGAAAAAAAAGUUUUUAUUUUAUUUUUUAUCACUGAUUCGAUUCAUCUCCGAUUUUUUCCUGUGAGAAAUUCAUCUAUUGGGGAGUAGAAAUGAUGGAGGCAGUUGAGAGUUCCGUCAAUGGAGUUUUUUCACAGUUGCAUAGCUAUGGAGAUAGUAGCGAAGAGGAGCUGUCUGUAUUACCUCGUCACACUAAAGUUGUUGUCACUGGAAACAAUCGGACGAAAUCCGUGCUAGUUGGUCUCCAAGGUGUGGUGAAGAAAGCUGUUGGGCUUGGCGGAUGGCAUUGGCUGGUUCUCACAAAUGGUAUAGAAGUGAAGUUACAGAGGAAUGCCCUUAGUGUUAUUGAAGCUCCAACCGGUCAUGAGGAUGAUGAUGACCUCGAGUGUGAAAACCUGCAGUGGAAUUGUUCAGAUAUGACAUCUGAUGACACCCAGAAAUCUCACAGACAAAGGCAUCGGUCGCAGAGGUCUGUUGGGUCAUCUCAUAAGACCAUGAGCCGGUCUUUUUCCUGUGAUUCACAAUCUAAAGGAUCUGUUUCACCAGUUCGGGUUGCCACAAAGGUUGACCUCAGUAAGCUAGAAAUGGCGGCAUUGUGGAGAUAUUGGAAGCACUUCAACCUUGUGGAUGCCAUUCCCAACCCAUCAAAGGAGCAGCUGAUUGAUGUUGUUCAGAGGCAUUUUAUGUCACAGCAAUUGGACGAGUUGCAGGUAAUUGUGGGGUUCGUGCAGGCUGCAAAGAGAUUGAAGACAGUCUGCAACUGACCUUGAUAGAGAGGAAAACUUUGUAUUUUGUUUUCGGCACUAACAAAUUCUAGUAUCAUAUGUCCACUUCCCUCAUUUCUGUACUAGUAAUGAAUGGUCCUGUAACAUAUAUGUAUCCUUUGGGUUGUUUCUCCAUGUUCCUUUUUCUUAUUAGUGAUUUGGGACGCUGGGUUGGAGUUUAGUAGUGUUAGUUAUGUAGAUAUAUGUAAUAGUGAACUUGAGGAAGUUUGUAUUGCUAAAUACUCUUGCUGAAUUCAGUUCUGACUGUUUUGAGGGAAGUGAGACUUUUUUCCAAUGUAUAUGCAUUCUAGUUCUAGUU